CCUUUUUUGAAUUAAAAACUUCCAAGGGACUGAUGAAAUUAAAACUCAGGGGUAGCAAGCUGCAAGCUGCAAGCUUAACGAUGUGGAUGCCAAGACUCUCCAAUACUUUUGACAAACAUCACUGAGAUGAGGGGUAGUACCGAUGUCCAAUCCAUAGCAGAGAUAAUUACCAUCCCAGUGCUCAACCAUGAGGUUCUCCAGCAAAUCACGAUUACAUUCUCUUCCUGCUGGAAAUUCUUGGGGAUUAAACUCAGACUUUGAUGAGGAAAGAUGGGUCAUUCAAAUUCGUCAAUCCUUAGAUGAAGAAGAGCUCGAGGAAGAUACAGGAAUUCCAGUAUGCAUAUUCAAUGUCCCCAAGUCUCUUAUGGUCAUUGAUCCUGAUUCCUAUAUCCCACAGGAAGUGGCAAUUGGUCCAUACCAUCACUGGCGCCAAGAGCUGUAUGAGAUGGAGAGGUACAAGAUUGCUGCAGCCAAAAGAGCUCAAAAACAGCUCCAAAGCCUCAAGUUUCACGACCUCGUGGAGAAAUUGACCAAGCACGAGCAAAAGACCCGAGCAUGCUACCACAAAUACCUCAAUUUCAACAGUGAAACAUUUGCUUGGAUGAUGGCCGUUGAUGCCUCCUUCCUGCUCGAGGUUCUCCGAGUAUAUACGAGAGAAGAAACAAGUAUCUCAAGUGUUUCCUCAAAGUUGUCAUAUUUGGUAGAUUAUGAGGGAAGGAAGUCAGCACAUAAUGCCAUUCUGAGAGACAUAGUAAUGCUUGAGAAUCAGAUACCUUUAUUUGUUUUGAGAAAGAUGUUGGAACUUCAAUUUUCAGCUGUUGAACCAGCAGAUCAAUUGUUGCUUUCUAUGCUCCUGGGACUCUACGAACAUCUUUCUCCUUUCAAGGUGAUGGAAGAUUUGGUGGAACUUCAAGUUUCGGUCUCAGAAUGCUUUCAUUUGCUGGAUUUUUUGUACAGAAUUAUUACUCCAAAGUUGGCUGAUACAUUGGAGACCAUGGAAGACGAUCAAAAUCAACAGGAACCCGCCAUAGAAAUUGUUGAAAGUACCUUUAAACACCCAUGCAGUCCCUUAAGUAGUCUGGGAAGUGAAAUUUGGAAGAUUCUCUCAAAGUUAAACAAAGGUCCGGUACAUUUAUUCAAAAGAAUAGCUGGUUCUAGGCCCUUACUAGUGAUCUUCAAACUGCCAUGGACAAUCGUCUCUAACAUUCCUGGAAUAGGGAUUCUGAUGAAGCCUCUUGAAUACAUAUUUUCACUGAAAAAGGGUGAAGAAGAAAAUGAUCCAGAAAAGGGGGGGAGUUCAAGGAAAGAUGGAAAAAUUAGACUUCCUUUGUUGGAGGAAAUAACAAUUCCUUCAGUGUCGGAGCUGACAAAAUCGGGGGUUCUUUUCUUGCCCAUUGGUGGAGGCGUCUCAGCCAUUGCCUUUGACUCAAAGGCAGUGAUAUUUAACCUUCCUACCAUUAAGCUGGAUGUGAACUCUGAAGUAGUCUUGAGAAACUUGGUAGCAUAUGAAGCUUCAAAAUCAUCAGGGCCUUUGGUUUUCACCCGUUUCAUCGAACUAAUGAAUGGGAUCAUUGAUUCUGAGGAGGACGUGAAAUUGCUGAGGGAAAAAGGAAUCAUUUUGAACCAUUUGAAGAGCGAUGCAGAAGUAGCCGAGCUCUGGAACGGGAUGAGCAAAUCCAUCAAGUUGACGAAAGUGCCAUUCUUGGAUAAGGUAAUUGAAGAUGUAAAUAAGCAUUACAGUAAUAGAUGGAAGGUUAAAGCAGCAAAAUUUGUAGAAAAGUACGUGUUUGGUUCAUGGCCAUUGCUUGCACUUCUGGCUACCAUUCUGCUCUUGGCUAUGAAUGCAUUGCAAGCAUUUUGCUCAGUUUAUAGCUGCUCUCGGUUCUUCAAUCAUCUCAGCACUGCCGGGACCUAGCUUGCAGUGGUUUGUUGAGCCAUUCGUUCUCCCUUCUCGAUCGGCUUUUGCCAGCCUUAAAGCAUUAAAAGAAGGAAAUGGAGGAAGGCUUUCUGCUCUACUUGUCUUCGGUCUUGGGCUACACAAGAACUUCGUGGGUAAUCUUUUUUCUUUAAUAGUUUGAUGUCAAAUAUGAAAAGAAAAGAUUCGUCCAAUUUGUGGAAUGGGUUGUUUCUUGAUGGUACCAAAGUCAUUGUUUUAUAUUACAUUGACAAGAAUUUAAUGUUCGAGUAUCGAACUUCUAACCUCAAAUUUAACAGCAAAAUUUUAUGCUAAUUGAGUUAUGCUUAAUCUGACACAUUGAGUUUAGACUU
Messenger RNA from Cucumis sativus (cucumber), 2268 nucleotides. RefSeq names its product putative UPF0481 protein At3g02645. Lineage: Eukaryota; Viridiplantae; Streptophyta; Magnoliopsida; Cucurbitales; Cucurbitaceae. The transcript has 3 exons. The record is from RefSeq and is a predicted model, not a curated record. The coding region runs from base 188 to 1915 and encodes 575 amino acids.